AUGGCCACCACGUACGAUGAGAAGCAGAUAAGAAGUCUGGGAAAUGUUCUGGUCACCGGCGGCUCUGGCUUCCUUGGGAACCACAUCGUCACUCUGUUGGCAUCGCGGAAAGCAUGUGCAAAGCUCACCGUCCUCGAUCUGAAGGCCCCGCUGAACCCAGUGCCUGGGGUCAACUACGAGCAGGGCGAUCUCACCGACUACGAUUCAAUGCUCAAGUUCUUCGGCAAGCACAACUUCGACGGCGUUAUUCACACAGCGAGCCCCGUCAUGACCGCCAGCAAGAACAGAGAUCUGACAUACAAAGUCAAUGUCGAGGGAACGAAGACGAUGGUGCGCGCAGCACAAGAGACGGGCGUCAAGACAUUCGUAUACACCAGCUCGGCUAGUGUGAUCCACGACACCCAGAGCGACCUGGUCAAUGCCAACGAGACAUACCCUUUGAUCAUGGGCAAGGAGCAGCCAGAGUACUACACCACAACGAAAGCACUGGCGGAACUGCACGUAUUGGCAGCUAACCGCGCACCCUCUCACCCCAAGUUCCUGACCGCUGCGCUUCGACCAUCUGCCAUGUUCGGCACUGGCGAUGUCCAGCUCAUCCCCCCAGGGCUGAGCGCCUACUACAGAGGCCAGACGAAGAUUCAGAUCGGCCAGAACGAAAACCUGUUCGACUUCACCGAGAUCACGAACGUAGCCCACGCCCACCACUUAGCUCUAGCCGCCCUGAUGGCCACCCACGACCGCGACGCCAGCGGAAAGAUUGCGCCUCUUGACCACGAAAAGGUCGACGGCGAAGCCUUCUUCAUCACCAACGAUGCGCCAGUCUACUUCUUCGAUUUCGCACGUAUGUGCUGGGCAGCAGCAGGGGACCGAACCACACCCGCUCAGGUCUGGACUCUGAGCAAAGACUUUGGACUAUUCUUGGCCACACUUAUGGAGUGGAUCUUCUUCAUGUUCAGACUUGGAAAGCCGAACUUGACCAGGCAGCAGGUGCGGUACACGUGCAUGACAAGGUACUACAACAUCGAUAAGGCGAAGCGACGUCUCGGGUACCGGCCCCUGGUGAAGCUGGAUGAAGGCAUACGCAAAGGUGUGGCGGAUGCGUUGUAUAGAGGCGUAGUUGUGGGACAACCCCCCGAGUUGAAAGGCAAGAAGAUACAGUAG
Molecule: messenger RNA, 1161 nt
Organism: Fulvia fulva
Lineage: Eukaryota; Fungi; Ascomycota; Dothideomycetes; Mycosphaerellales; Mycosphaerellaceae
Product: Sterol-4-alpha-carboxylate 3-dehydrogenase, decarboxylating
Exons: 1
Coding region: 1-1161 (386 amino acids)
Biological process (GO): steroid biosynthetic process
Molecular function (GO): 3-beta-hydroxy-Delta5-steroid dehydrogenase (NAD+) activity
Source: RefSeq, a predicted model, not a curated record